AUGUGGUCAAUAAAUGAUAAAGAAUUUUGUGGUUUUGAAUAUUGUUAUUUAAAAUCUGUUAACCGAAGUUACAAAUACGUUUCAGCCAAAAUGAAUUUGCAUAAAUUGCCAAUAACUAAGUUUUCGGUAAAUUUUUCAUUGAUGAAACGGUUUAAUGGAUAUAAACCAUUUCUGUACAAUAUAACGAUUGACGGUUGCAAGUUUCUGGGGAACGUUAAAUCUGGAAAUCCAGUGGCUAAAUAUUUCUUUGGCUUUAUUUCACCCUAUACAAAUGCGAACCAUAGUUGUCCUUAUUAUCAUGACAUCAUGGUUAAUACAGUCCCUGCAAGUUUUAUCGACUAUAAAGUAACUCAACUUCUCCCGUUUCCCGAGGGAGAUUAUAUGAUGGAUAUGACUGGUACAGUUUUUGGGGUUCAAAGUGCUAAUGUUAAGGUAUAUGGAACUCUUUCGUAG
Messenger RNA from Drosophila willistoni, 453 nucleotides. RefSeq lists its product as uncharacterized. Lineage: Eukaryota; Metazoa; Arthropoda; Insecta; Diptera; Drosophilidae. The transcript has 4 exons. The coding region runs from base 1 to 453 and encodes 150 amino acids. The record is from RefSeq and is a predicted model, not a curated record.